GGCAACCGCCACUUUCCUUUUCCUCCCACCCGCCCGCCCAUCCAACCUCCAUGCCAUGCCAUCCUUUCCUUCCGAUCGAAACUUCCAAAUCCGAUCCCACCCACCACCAGACCAGACCAAUCCCGAUCGCCAACUACUCCUACUGCUAUAACCAUCGCUCCCCUCCUCCCCCCAGCGCCCCCGCCCCGAGCCCGAUCAUCCUCCCUCCGCGCCGUGCCUCUCUCCACUUCGAUCGCCUGCCUUCCUCGUCAGUUCAUUGCCGUCGGCAGCGCGUUGCCGCCGCUCGACUCGACUCCACUCCACUCGACCCCACUACAGUACAGGGUUCGGGAUUCGAGUUCGGGCGGCAUUGUUCGAUUCAGCUUACUACUACUGUCUUGGGUACUGACAUGAUCAUGAAGCUUUUCACAUUUCGAUGACAGGAUUGUUGGAUCUCUUGUUUUAGAAAGAGAUGAAAGUUGGUGGUCUCCUGACCUCUGCUGGAAUCAACAUCGGUCUCUGUGUGCUUUUUCUGUCACUUUACUCCAUUCUAAGGAAGCAGCCACAAAAUGUUAAGGUCUAUUUUGGGAGAAGGAUUGCUGAGGAGCACAACCGGCUCCGUGAUGCUUUUAUCUUGGAGAGAUUUGUCCCAUCCCCUAGCUGGAUUGUGAAAAGUCUGCGGUGCACAGAGGAAGAAAUCUUAGCUACUGCUGGGUUGGAUGCUGUUGUUUUCAAUAGAAUUCUAGUAUUCAGCAUACGCAUCUUCUCCUUAGCCGCCAUUCUGUGUAUAUUUGGAGUCCUUCCACUGAAUUAUUUUGGACAAGAUAUGCAUCAUGUCCGGAUUCCGUCAGCAUCAUUAGAGACAUUUACAAUAGGAAAUGUGGAAGAAAGAUCAAGAUGGCUUUGGGUCCAUUGUGUCGUGCUGUACAUCAUCUCUGCUGUAGCUUGCAUUCUUCUAUACUUGGAGUACAAGCACAUUGCCAGGCUGAGGUUGUAUCACAUUUCUCGAGCAACAAGCAAUCCUAGCCAUUUUACUGUCCUUGUCCGAGGAAUUCCAAAAUCAAGUACAGAAUCAUUCAGUAGGACAGUUGGAAGUUUCUUUACCAAGUACCAUGCAUCAAGUUACCUAUCUCAUCAAGUUGUUUACAAAGCUGGGAAAGUUCAGAAGAUAGUGAGUGGUGCAAAGAAGGUUUACAGGAAGUUCAGACAUUUCAAGGGUGCGACAGUUGAUCAGAGAUGCAGACCCAUCACAUUUCAAUGCUGCUUUUGUGGAGCAUCUUCUAAUUCAUUCCAGUUGUUGCCCAGUGAUUACGAGCAAGAGAGCGAAAAGUCUGAUGUGAAUGAUUCAAGCUCGAGCUUACCUGAUGAGGAAUGUGGUGCUGCUUUUGUAUUUUUCAAAACUCGGUAUGCAGCGCUAGUUGUAGCCAAAAUUCUACAGACAUCGAACCCUAUGAGAUGGGUCACUACUUUGGCUCCAGAGCGUGAUGACAUAUAUUGGUCUAAUCUUUGGUUACCCUACAAGCAACUCUGGAUUCGGCACAUAGUCACACUUCUGGGGUCUAUCGUUUUCAUGUUUUUAUUCCUUAUACCAGUGACAUUUAUACAAGGUUUAACUCAGCUGGAGCAGCUGCAACAAAGGCUCCCUUUUCUGAGAGGGAUAUUGGAAAAGAAAUACAUGACCCAGCUAAUAACUGGAUAUCUUCCCAGUGUCAUCUUGCAAAUAUUUUUAUAUACUGUCCCCCCAACCAUGAUGCUCUUUUCUACUUUAGAGGGGCCUAUCUCUCACAGUCAAAGAAAGAAAAGUGCCUGCUGUAAAGUAUUAUACUUUACCAUUUGGAAUGUCUUCUUUGUCAAUGUCUUAUCGGGUUCAGCAAUUAGCCAACUGAAUGCUUUAUCAAGCCCAAAGGACAUUCCUAUGCAGCUUGCUAAAGCAGUACCUGUGCAGGCUACAUUCUUUACAACCUAUGUUCUUACUUCAGGAUGGGCUAGUCUAUCAUCAGAACUUAUGCAACUCUUUAGUCUUACAUGGAACUCUGCAAGAAGAUAUCUUCUGAGAAUGAAGGAAGAUAGCGAUCUUCUUUACUCAUUUCCCUAUCACACUGAAGUGCCAAAAGUUCUGUUGUGUGGACUGUUGGGUUUCACAUGUUCUGUACUAGCACCUCUAAUCUUGCCCUUUUUACUGCUGUACUUUUGUCUUGGCUACGUCGUCUAUCGCAACCAGUUCCUCAACGUUUACUGCACAAAAUACGACACCGGCGGUCUAUAUUGGCCAAUUGCGCACAAUACUACAAUAUUCUCUCUAAUCCUCACUCAGAUCAUCUGUCUUGGUGUAUUUAUUAUUAAAGAAUCCCCUGUAGCUGCUGGCUUCACUGUCCCUCUUAUCAUCUUUACUCUUCUAUUCAACCAGUAUUGUAGGAAGCGUCAUCUUCCAUUAUUCAAGACUUUCCCUGCACAGAAUUUGAUUGACAUGGACAAGGAAGAUCAGCAAUCAGCUACAACGGAGGACCUUCAUCACCGCCUUCAUUCUGCCUACUUUCAGUUCCAUGACACCGACGACGUGCCUUUGGAAGGUCACAGCACUACCGGCAGAGACGAAGACCGAAGCGGCUGUUCAGGAGAAUCAAGCCGCAAGGAAAGCGCCGUCGACGAACUAUCCCACCCGACGCUGGAUGGGCUCCCGGUUAGUCGGUUACGCAGCGCGGUGAGAUCACUUGGGUCCAUUUUGAGACCGAAGAAGAGAGAGUUACCAGUAUAGCACCAUUCCUUCAUCCGCCCAUGUAAAUCCAAGGUCGACAAACCACACACAUUUACCGGUAUAGCAUAUUAUUUAUAGAUAGCGCAUACAGGGAGAGGAAGAUGCACAGAAAUGGAAGCGAGUAUACUGUACACGUAUACCACCCGUUUGCAAGGGUAGAAAUUUUGGCGUGUCAAUUGAUGCUUGAAUGACUUUUCAGGUCAUUCCAUUCCAUUUCAAUUGUUUGAUUCUUCAAACGGUUCAGGCCGGCCUCUCUGGUUA
Molecule: messenger RNA, 2995 nt
Organism: Sorghum bicolor (sorghum)
Lineage: Eukaryota; Viridiplantae; Streptophyta; Magnoliopsida; Poales; Poaceae
Product: CSC1-like protein RXW8
Exons: 12
Coding region: 452-2734 (760 amino acids)
Cellular component (GO): plasma membrane
Molecular function (GO): calcium-activated cation channel activity
Source: RefSeq, a predicted model, not a curated record